Molecule: messenger RNA, 750 nt
Organism: Cajanus cajan (pigeon pea)
Lineage: Eukaryota; Viridiplantae; Streptophyta; Magnoliopsida; Fabales; Fabaceae
Source: RefSeq, a predicted model, not a curated record
AAAGUGAAACAAAGCCAGCCAAUGUCCAACCUCAGUGAUAGAAGAUAGCUCUUAUGGUCUUUGUUGGACAACCCCACACUUCCACUUUCCCUCAAAUUUUGAUAAGAAAGUCUUGACAUUGAAGAGAGAGAGAGAGAGAGAACCUACAAUUCUUCUCCCUUAUUUCUAUGGAGGACUUCAACUACAACAGAUCAAGGUCUCAUGGAGGUGGACAAAUGAUGCAGAUGGAGAGGUACCAUGGAGGAGCACCACCACCAAGGCCUUAUGAUCUCAGGUCCUAUAGUGUUUCCUAUGCACAACCUCAAAUGGGUCCAAACAAGGACUUGAAUAAGAUGAAGAAAGGAAAAAGCAUGUCCAAGUCUUGGAGCUUAGCUGAUCCUGAGUUUCAAAGGAAGAAAAGGGUUGCUAGCUAUAAAAUGUAUUCUGUGGAAGGAAAGGUCAAAGGCUCCUUUAGAAAGAGCUUUAGGUGGCUUAAGGAUAGGUACUGGCAAGUGGUUUAUGGCUGGUGGUGAUUAAUUUAAGGGUUGUGACUAUGUAUUUUUUUUUUUUUUUUUACAUAUUUGAGUUUAUUAAUCAAAUUCAACUUUACAAAAUUAAUUUGUAAAGUGAAAAUUGCAUCUCAUUUAUAUAUUCUAUUUUGAUCUUAUCGUUAGUUGAUAUCAUAUUCUCUUUUUAUUUAUAAUUUGUAGGAGUAUGAGUUAUGAUAAAUUUAUUUGUAAAUUGAUAAAUUGAUGUUAAUGAUCUUCUCUA